Arachis stenosperma is the source of this 1011-nucleotide messenger RNA. RefSeq lists its product as uncharacterized. The coding region runs from base 1 to 1011 and encodes 336 amino acids. The transcript has 3 exons. The record is from RefSeq and is a predicted model, not a curated record. NCBI's taxonomy places the organism in Eukaryota, Viridiplantae, Streptophyta, Magnoliopsida, Fabales, Fabaceae.
AUGACGAUGCUGAGUGACGACGACGAUGCUGAGCAGCGACAAGAACAUGGCAGCUCCCAGGAGGAUUACUUUCCAGGAAGCAGGAGCUCCAGACUUUACACUGCACCUUUCCAAGCGCGUCAUCCAAAUCUGGGUGUAGAUAUUGAACUGAAAACUGCAAUAAUCAAUCUACUGCCGAAGUUUCAUGGCUUACCUGCUCAAGAGCCUCUUAAGCACCUCAGAGAUUUUCAGAUAGCCUGUUCUACUGUUAGGUGUAAUGGUGCAACUGAGACUUCUAUUCUGCUUGCCGCCUUCCCGUUUUCUCUUGAGGAGAAGGCAAAGGAGUGGUACUACACUCAACCUGAAGCAGUUGUUACUAACUGGGACACGCUCAAGAGAGAAUUCUUGGAAAAAUACUUUCCAGCUGAAGUUACUGAUAGACUGAGGAAAGAAAUUUCAAUGAUUAUUCAAGGCGAGUCCGAGACUCUUUACGAAUAUUGGGAGCGCUUCAAUAACCUCCUAGACGCAUGCCCCUACCACAUGAUUGACAAACUGGUGUUGAUCAGUUAUUUCACACAAGGCAUGAAGCCUCAGGAUAAAACUACACUGGAUGGUGCAAGUAAUGGUUCUCUUAAAAAGUACAAGACCGUAGAAGAAGCGUGGCAACUGAUCAGCGAUCUAGCUGAGUCCGCUCGGAAUUACAGACAUAGGCACAACCAUCCCAAGGCUGUGAAAAAGGUUUCCUCUAGUAGUGAGACUACUGCCCUCACACAGACUCUGAAUGAGCUCCAACAAGAAGACAACACCAUGGCAGCUACUCAUAAUUUCUAUGACCGCCCAAAUCAAGGAUACUAUCAACAAGGCAGCAAUUACAACCAAAGUGAAAACUACAAUCAAGGUUGGCAAGAUAACUCCAACCAGGGAUGGAGAGAUAAUUCCAAUCAAGGAUGGAGGGACAACUACAACAAAGAAGGCAAAGACAACAAUAAAAAUCAGAGGUGGAACAACAACAACAAUAGACAGCAGAAUUAA